Molecule: messenger RNA, 3256 nt
Organism: Oxyura jamaicensis (ruddy duck)
Lineage: Eukaryota; Metazoa; Chordata; Aves; Anseriformes; Anatidae
Gene: SLC25A22
Product: solute carrier family 25 member 22
Exons: 10
Coding region: 394-1362 (322 amino acids)
Biological process (GO): malate-aspartate shuttle; aspartate transmembrane transport; L-glutamate transmembrane transport
Molecular function (GO): L-aspartate transmembrane transporter activity; L-glutamate transmembrane transporter activity
Source: RefSeq, a predicted model, not a curated record
AUCCCUUGGGGAAUAUUUCGGGGGGGGGGCUGCCUGUGGCCGACAGAGCCUGCAGGAUCCCCACAGCCCCUUGGGGAGCGGGGAAGAACGGAGGCCGCGGCCCGCUCCGGGCCCCGGGCCCGUGUUGCUACGGCGACGCGGCGGGCGGGGAAGGGCCCGGCGCUUUUCCUGCACCGAGCACGGCCACAGAGGGCAGAGCUGAGCCGAGCCGAGCCGAGCCGAGCCGCCGGACAGGAGCUCCGCACCCCGCUCCGCACCGGCCUCCGGCCCCGGCGGGAGCCGCCGCCGCCCGGCCCGGAAGAAACCAAACUGGAAAAGAAGUGACUGAAAAAGAAAUUAAAGAACGGUUUGAAGGAACAAAUCAAUUUCUUAACGAGAUCAAGUUGGAAUUAAAUGGCUGAUAAACAGAUCAGUUUACCUGCCAAGCUGAUCAAUGGAGGGAUAGCUGGGCUGAUCGGGGUCACCUGCGUAUUUCCCAUUGACCUGGCAAAAACUCGCCUGCAGAACCAGCAGAAUGGCCAGCGGAUGUACACCAGCAUGUCUGACUGCCUCAUUAAGACAAUACGCUCGGAAGGCUACUUCGGCAUGUACAGAGGAGCUGCGGUGAACCUGACUCUAGUGACACCAGAGAAGGCUAUCAAGCUGGCAGCCAACGAUUUCUUCCGGCAUCACCUCUCCAAAGAUGGGAAGAAGCUGACGCUGCUGAGGGAGAUGCUGGCGGGCUGCGGCGCAGGCACCUGCCAGGUGAUCGUCACCACUCCCAUGGAGAUGCUCAAAAUCCAGCUGCAGGAUGCAGGACGAAUUGCGGCCCAGAAGAAGCUGAUGGCAGCGCAGGCCCAGCUCUCCUCGUCCUCCGCGGCGCGGGCGGCGGAGCCGGUGGUGGAAGCGCGGCCCACAGCAACGCAGAUAACCAGGGAGCUGCUGCGGAGCAAAGGCAUCGCGGGGCUCUACAAGGGCCUGGGGGCCACGCUGCUAAGGGAUGUGCCGUUCUCCAUUGUUUACUUCCCGCUGUUUGCAAACCUGAACAAGCUGGGCCAGAAGGACCCCAACGUCAAGGCCCCGUUCUACGUGUCCUUCCUCUCCGGCUGCGUGGCUGGCAGCACGGCUGCGGUGGCUGUCAACCCGUGCGAUGUGAUCAAAACACGGCUGCAGUCCUUGCAGAGAGGCGUAAACGAGGACACCUACUCAGGAAUCCUGGACUGCACCAAGAAGAUCUGGCAGAAGGAAGGACCCAUGGCCUUCCUGAAAGGGGCGUACUGCCGAGCCCUGGUCAUCGCCCCUCUCUUCGGCAUCGCACAAGUCGUCUACUUCAUCGGCAUCGCCGAGUUCCUCCUGGACAUGCUCCCGAAGCACCGGGCCUAGCCCCGGCAUGGCUGCGUGUGCCUGCCCAUCCUCUGCCGAGCCGAAUUCAUCCCCGUGUCCAUCGUCCAUGUCGAUUGGUGUCAGAGCAACAGCACAAAGAGUUCGCGCGGGAGCGCUGAGCAGAGGUGGUCUCCAGACGAGCAAACAUGGGGAGGGAGAGAGUCCCUUUUCUGUCUUCACCUGGAACCUGCCCCCUCCUGCUCCUUCCAUGGACAAUAUCUAAUUAUUGUUCUUUUUUUUUUUCUUUUUUUUUUUUGUUGUUGUUUGUUUUUAAUUGUCAUUCUUAAGGGCACUGGUAAGCACAGACUAGGCUUGCAGACCCCUAAGUCUCCUCCCAGCACUUGGAGGGAAGAGGGAUGGGAAAAUAAUAACCUGAGCCUUCAUCCACCUCAGCUCCCUCUUCCUUCCUGGAGGUUGCAGCUGGCUGAGGAGGAGCUGGAGGGACAGCGGUGUCCUGUGUCCCCUCAGCCCCUCCUUGGCUGUGCUGGGCCCCAGCUGGGGGGCAGGUGCUUUGCACAGGGGGCCCAGCGCUGCUGGAGGUGCAGCAGGAGGGGAUGCCGGAGCUGGCAACUUCCUUGGCCUGGAAACCUCCGCCCCUUCCCUCUCCCUUGCUCAAAACUGAGUUAGACUUGGGUGAAUCUUUUGGAGAUCGGAGGAAGGGAAAGGGGCUCGUUGCUAGUGUUUUGUAAUUAUUUGUGUUUUAAAGCAAAGGGACUUCCCUCCCAACUAGGUGUCACAGGCACAUCAGCGAGACGCAGAGCUGAGAUGGCUGCUCUGCAGGGAACAUGUCCGUGGGAUCAUAUGGGUGUCUGAAGGUGCUUCACUGCUUGGCUGCAGGCAGGGAAGGGAGAGGAACUUGGGAUCAACUUUUUUUUUCAUUUUUUUUUCUUUUUUUUAAUAUAUAUAUAAGCAGGGGUUGUGGGGAGGGAAAACCAACCAAGCAAAAAGAAACCACUUACAUUCCUUCAGCCUCCCCGCCCCAAGGCAUCAAGUGGUGGCCACAGCGGGUGCACGGUUAGCUGUGCACAUUUUCUGGCCUGGCCCCAGGUGCAGAGAAGGAGGAACCUAUUCUGUUUCCAUAGGGCCCAAGCUCCAGGAGCCACACUGUAAGGGCUGCGUACUUGUUUGUACCUUGCCAGGUGAAAACACAAGGUCUAGUUUUGCUUCGAGGAGCUGUUUGUACCUCCGUGAUUACAGGAUCGAGGCCUGCGGACCACAAAAUCUCAUCAUCCUGCUCACUUCUGGGGUAGCAGGGGGCUUAUCCACACUUAAGAACCCACGCUGUCAAAGGGAUACUGCCCAGCUAAAAUCACUUGUCAGAGGACUUCCUUGCUAAGUACUCUCUUGGGCUGUUAUUAAUUCUAGCUUAAAUUAUCUUAAGUGCAGGAUUGUCAAACCCAGCGUGAUCUUCUCCAUUAUUUAUUCCAUUCGGUGCAAUCCACCCGACCUCGAUGUUUAAAUUAAACCAGUCAAAUCCACUUUUCAUUCCUUCUUUUCACUUUUUUUUUUUCCAGGCGCUUGCUUGGUGUUUGUGUUUCAGAUGUAUAUUUAAAUUAAUUUAACAAAAAAAUCCAUGUUUUUAAUGUUUGAAAGAAAACCACCUCUGUUUCAGCGUCCUUGGGUUAGUCUUUUUUUCAGAACCUGUACGUUGAGGGCCUUCUUCCUAGAUGUGUCCCCUUUCUCUUAGAAAAAAAGUUGUUCUGUGGCUGAUUUGUUACUUGUCACUUUGCUUCUGUGAAUUUUCCUUUUUUAUGACUUUUCCUUGUAUCUGGGAAGGAAUCUGAGCAGAGAUGAUCUCUGAGUCUGAUAGAUGUCUGUGGUGUGUGUAGUGCCGUGAUGCUGCUCUUGCUCUGGAUUUCCUCUGGGUGGAUUAAAAGAGAAAGAUUUGUGGUUU